GAUUCAAGACGCGUUUCUCUCCUUCCUGCUGCUGUGAGGGCGGUGCUGAGGUGGAAGCGAGUAUUCAUGCCGACGCGCUUUUUCUUCCAAACGCCCACAUGUUUUGGUCAUGUUUAGUUUGGGGUACCUGGCAACUGAACAAGCAGUUUUGAUCUGUCGGGUCCCCAGGCAUUGACAGCUGAACACGGGGGAAAUGUUUGAAGAAUCUCCUCACAAGUUUAACCAGCAGAAACCAUCUUAAUAGACUUAAGAGAGAAAUAAGUAUUUUCCUCAUUUAAAUGCGUUUUAGAUGGAGAAGAUGCGUCUUGAUACCGCACUGGCAUUUCUUACACUCGUGGUGUCUCCACUGCUGCUGGAGUGCGCCACAACCACAUGUCGGAUGGUAAAUCAAAGUGAUGAUGUAAAGGAAGAGAGAUUUACUUCAGUCAAGUCUUCGGGCUCUGGAGGGUUUUUCUAUAUGUGUGUCACUGUCCGUGUCUGGAUAAAGGCUGAUGACUUCAAUAAGGACCCGAAGAUUGAAAUUUUCUCAUCAAAUAGUAAACAGAUAAUCAGGCCAACCAUGGGGAAAAGAAAAAAUGAAAAAAAGUUGCGCCUCAAAAGAAAUACAGAUGAAAACCAAGUCGUGUGUAAAGGAGGCGACACAAUGCACCUCCCACAUAACAAUACUAGUUUUGUCCUGUGGGAGCUGGUGCAUGACUGUAUCAAUGCUUCUGCAAAAAGUACAGUCAAUGUGUCUUACAGCAUAGGGAGCGACAUCAACAGCUACGUGCACUCAGUGCCAGGUACAAUACAAGACCAACCAGAAUUUCAACUGUCUGUGAACUCGUCGUCUAAAGUCAUCAAUGUAACUAUGGGACCUGGAGAAAGAAAAGUGUACACCAGAUGGUGUUACAAAAACGGGAACAGUUGCUUAGGUGGCACAGAUUCCCUUCAAGUUACUAUUGAUCCAUCUCAGUCUCGAUCAACUGUUUUUAACAUGUCUUACCUGCUGCCCUGUUUGUGCGUGCAGGCAUAUUACACCCACAUCGAUGCCAGGCGACACACAAAGUGCUUAUUUGAAAAUGAAAAUCUCACAGAUGUCCAAGAUGUUUGGGCCUCUUCUACGCUCACGCUGGAACAGUCAAGUAUUACUUGGAGCUCAUUGUGUUCAGGCAUCUACCAAAAGAUCUCUGCCUCCCUCUGUUGGAAGCAAUACGAACACCUCUGCACACCUGUACUCAACUCCACACUGAACGGGGAGGAUGAUGAAGACAACAACCUGAAAUAUAACACAUCUGUAGUGGACACACACCCUCAGAUGUGUGUGCAGCUUUCUCUACAAGGCAGUCAUCACCUCUACUGCCCCUUCACAGCUGAUAGGUCUUCAUGGGAGGUUUAUAUUGGACUGGACAAGCAGAGUGUGUCUGUUUAUCUCACAUCCUCUGUCCCAGCAAUAUUCUCAGCUCAACUCUGUCUCCUUAAUGAGAGGGGGUGUACACCCACAGCACAAGUGUAUUCAGUAGGAAUGAAAGGGAAUACUAGUGACAUUACAAGACUAAGUGUGCCUCUUCCCUAUCCUGCAGAGAAGCAAUGUGUGCAGGUGUGGCAGUCAGAUCCCGCACGCCUUGGAACAAGAAUUCUGUGUCCAGACUACACGCACUACAGAUACGGGAUGUAUGCAGUAGCAUGUUUGUGUUUUGUGGUCUUUGUUACAUUCCUGGGAAUUUUCAUCCACCGUCUUACUAAGAGUGGAGCGGCGGGUUGGCUUUACAUCCAGAAGCCUGUGUUGCUGGUGUGCUCAUCAGAGCAGUCGGCACAUGCCGCUGCUGUGUGCGCACUGGCCUCCGUCCUGCAGGAAGAGCUCAGUGCUACAGUGCACAUGGCGCUUUGUGCCCAAAGCUCACAAAGGCAGGCUGGGGCCGGGACUGGAGUGGCAGAUCUGGGCCCACUUCCCUGGCUUUAUGGGCAGUGGGAGGUCAUACGUAAGGCACAAGGAAAAGUGUUGAUUAUUUGGAGUCCUGAAGCCAAGCAGACCUAUGAGAAGUGGAGGGAGGAGAGGUCAAACACAGGCAAGAAUGAUAGAAAGAAGGAAGAAGACAGCAAAGCAAAAGUCAGAGAAGAGGUGGAAGAGGAUUCGAAACUAAAUGGAAGAAGAAAAUGUAAAAAAGGAAAGACAGAUUGUGUUAAAUUAUGUGAUGAUUAUGACGUGUACUCUCAGAACAAACCCUCUGCAGUGAUAGCACCAGUGUUUACAGCUACUCUGGCCUGCCUGGAGGGGACGCUGCAGGAGUGCAAAGAUCAAGGAGUUGCCUUUGUCUACUUCCAGGGCCUUGGCCACAACAAGGACAUCCCAAAGGCCUUCAGAGGUGUCCCUCGAUACUGCUUACCUCAGGAUUUCAGGGGUUUAAUACAAGAGCUGGGAGGGAUGACAAGACAGACAAAAACUGGUAAAUUUAGGUGGCGCUGUUGGCCCAGACUCCUGUCGAAAGUGAUGUCAGUAUGGCUGGCACGGCAGCUAGCCCACAGACUACAGACAUUGCUGCCUCAGGUGCAAGGAAAGAAAAAGCAAGGGCUGAGUGUCACAUCGACACAGACAGUGAUGUCAGGAUCUGUACAAGAGCACGAGCCUCUCCACGGGUCACUAUGGAGAGCAGAGCAGCUUUAAUCUCAAAUUUCUUGAGUCUGAUGAGGACAGACUUUUGUUUUCCAGGAAACAUGAUACAUGAGACAUGAGAGCUGGUGUUCCACUGUGAGCACACCAGAGCCAGUCACUCAGUGAAAAGUAUACGUUACUUGACACCACCAUGUCAAAUAUACCACCACUGGUUUUGCAUAUUAAAAAGGUAAAUAUUCCAUUCUGUGCGCUGCAUUUAUCUGCUAACAAAGGCUGGUCUUUAUGCCGCUUUCGUGACUGAAGCCACAGCGAACACCUGUCCUUAUCUCUGUAAAUAUGCUAACCGCCAUGAAAAUAUGGUUGCAAAUAUGCCCUUAUGAGUGCAUUUAUGUUUGAAAGUGUUUUGACAGCACAGGCGACAAAAUGUCUCACUGUUGUUGACACAAACUUGCAAAUGUGUGUAGGAUUUUGAUGUUGAGCCAAAACCAAGGCUGUCCAAGGAUUUCCAGUGUUAGAGUGAAAAGAUGAAGUGACUUGUACUGAAUUGUAUUUGACUGUUUAAUUAGUUUAUGAAUAAUAAUUUCACCUCAGCUUUUCAUGUUUAUCCUGUUAGAUUUAACCAUUACAAGUCUUAUAUGAGACUGUAGCUGUCUUCAACUAAACAACAGCAAAUAUACUACCUCCUAUAUUCCAUAACAAAUUAUCAAUCAAUCAGUGUUAUCCCCCCCCCCCCCCCCCCAGGCAUACUGCACAUCUUCAUUCAGAAAAUGUUACUGUACCUAAAUGGUAGCUGCAAUUAUAAUACAAAUAUGUCUUAGCUGAAGGAAUUUGCAGUGUGUCCCAGAGGGAGAAAAACCAGUAUUAUUCAAAUGUUAUCAACGGCAAAAACAGCAUACAGAAGUUACCUCAAAAUCUCAGAGCAUUAAAGCAACAAAACCAUGAUAGUGGUACUUUCCCUGAUCUUAUUUAAUUCCUGUCAUCCUAUUACUGUGUUUAACGGUUGACGUUAUGCAAACUAACUUUAAACUGUUAAACUGUUCAUAUCUUGUCAGGAGUGUGAUACAAAUUUGAUGGCCCCUUGUAAAAAUACUUAUUCAGUGUCUUCAGACUUCAUGUUACAUGAACAGAACAUUGAACAUUUGAGUUAAUGGUAAAUAAUGAAUUAAUGCUUUUUAUAAAGAAAAUGAUUCAUGUAUAGUUACUGAAAUGACAAGAAACUAAUGAAGGGAAACAUGUUCUCCUAACAGUGAUAUCCGAUUUCUUGGCAUCUUCCUGGGUGGAUGUUAUAAUAACCUCUGUGAAACCUGUUUCUUCACAACAUUGGCAAGACCCAUUUAUUCUAAUAAUCAUUGAUAGACCUGCUUGACAGGAUUAAUAAGGAAGUCAAUUGUAAGUUAUAGUAAACUGGGACACAACAUUAUUUUGACACACACAUGAGGUUUAGUUGGAACUGGUCCCUCUGUUUGGAAUCAGUUGAAAAAUCACCUAAAUCUUUGGGAGCUGGUCUGCUUGAAUGUAUUUUAAAUUAUUGUAAAUGACUUGGAGACAGGCACAUCUGGCUGUAGAUGUUAUGAUACUCAUAUAGCCCCCAUUUGAUCCCAGGUGUUGAUGCCUUGCAAAAAAUCCUGUAAUGUAUUAUUUUUAUUGUAAAUUGUUUCUUUUUUAAAUUUCUGCAACCCCGUUAAUUGUGCUGCUGCUUGUUUUGACCAGCACACGCUUGUAAAAGGGCUUUUCCUGCUUCAUAAAGAUUAAGAUUUAAGAUUAGUGUCUAUAGAGUUUUCACUGAGUGAAGACUUCAUAAUGUCAUUUAUCAGGUUAUAAAUGAAUCAUAAUUGGUCACAAAACUUGGUUAAGGUAAUGCACACUAUGUUGGUCAGUUUACUCCCAGGGGUACAGCCAUAUGUUAUAAAAUAAACUAGUUAUUCUUAGAGGCACCUAGUUGUCAAGGAAAUGCAGCCAUUUAAGAUCCGGAAUGAAUUUGCGUAUUUCUGAUUGCGCCACUGGCACAUAGCUGGCACAGUUUUUUAUGACUCCGGACUGUACAGCUGGUAGGCAAGAUUACACAUUAUCUACGACAGUUCUCUUAAUUGUGCCAUCCACUUGGAUAAAAAUGAAUGAUUAAACUGUAGCACCUGGCAGAAAACAUUACAGCCUCCAUUGCUUACCAUUUGGACGAUCCUGCGUUGAAUGAUUUACCAACCAGGCAGAAAGUUGUUGCUCUUGGAACAAACAGGGGGAUGGGCAUGUGGAACAAAAUCCCAAACUUUGAGGGUGUUGCCUUACAGAUUACUGUGUGAGAUAACCUUGGAGCAGAAGGUGUGCGUCAGAGAGAAACUUUUUGGUGCCAGGCUCAGAGGUGUCCUUCAAGAAAUGGCUCUCACGGUCCGCGGGUUGUCACAUGUUGCCUUCCUGCCGCUGUCAGUGUUGUACUGCUGGCUCUUCAUGUCUGUAAACGCGAUGGAAAUGACUGAUGACCCACCUGGACUCAUCUGUAGCAAGGUAAAUUUGAUAAUCCUCAGGUUUCUUAUUAGAUUAACAAAAAACACCAAUGAACCCAACAGACUGAACACCUACGGAAUAUUUAUGUUUGUCUAUUCAUUAUUUAUUACGUCUUAAUAUGUUGACCUGUAUGUUGUAUGUUCUUAUAAUUGUAGGUGCUCUGCUAAAUCUGUGUAGUUUACCACAUUUCUGUAUUGUCGUUAGUCGUGUGGAGGAUUAGGAGACAAGACACAGACAGAAAGAGAGAUCACAGUUUAAUGGCCAUUACUUAUUUACCGUCGUGCAUGAGCAUGAUAUCUUACCCCACUGCUCCAUUUCUGAGGAGGGUAGUUGUUGUUUAUUGUCUCUAAAUGUUGUAUCGGAGAAGAACCAGAUAAAUCAUUGAUUAUGGAUGGCAAAUA
Scomber scombrus (Atlantic mackerel) is the source of this 5493-nucleotide messenger RNA. RefSeq lists its product as uncharacterized. Gene Ontology annotation, molecular function: interleukin-17 receptor activity. The transcript is spliced from 17 exons. Lineage: Eukaryota; Metazoa; Chordata; Actinopteri; Scombriformes; Scombridae. The coding region runs from base 290 to 2644 and encodes 784 amino acids. The record is from RefSeq and is a predicted model, not a curated record.